GGUAGGCCCAUUAGUACCUACCUAGGUAUAUCAUGUAUGAGAUCACCCUUCAAUAGCCGCCCACUAAAACUCACCCCCAUCCCGCCAGCCCGUAGCAGCUACCUAGCCCGCGUGCGUGCUCUCAUAAAAUCCAAGACAUGUCUCCUUUGUUAAAAAGGUAACCUUCCACUCCCAACCUUGCCCGGCGCACAGCCGUGAACUUGGCCACAGCAAUGUCGACAGCUCGCCUGACUUUCUUGUAUCCCCAUCUCUUGCGAGCUGCUCGCCUAGCUGAGUCCACGGCAACACAGCCCGCGAAGACCCGAUAUCGCACCCGGCCCCGUCACUCCAGCCAGUACAACACCCCUUCGUUUUCCACCUCCGCACGACGCCGCCAGGCACCCUUUGAGAGACAUGGCAGUGCUGUUGAGCCCUUACCAGUUGCUCCCGAUGUCGUGAAACUGCCCAAAUCCGACACGAGCGCCGCUCCCCGGCUGCCCGAUCCGACCCCGGACCCAUCGCUUGACAAGACUAAGAAAGGGUCGGCCGAGAACGGCAAAGAGUCGGAUGCGCCGCAGCAAACCGACGACAUUCCACCUAGCGAUGCGACUAAAGAGGCCACACCAGAUGGCAAGGACGCGGCCUCGACAGGGCCCCCCAAGGCCACCCCGGAUGAGACGAUAGAGCGUAGCGGGCCAAUGGAGGCAGUCCUUCACAUGCCGCCUCCAAACGAGUCACAACACCCUCACAUAUCUAAGCCCACCUACGUGCAUCAUUUCGAUAGCUACACGCUCGUGAAACAGCUACAGGUUGGCGGUUAUACCCAGGCCCAGGCCAUCACCGUCAUGAAGGCCAUUCGGGCACUCCUGGCGCAAAACCUGGAUGUCGCGCAGGAAGGAUUGGUGGGGAAAAGCGAUGUCGACAACGAAACGUAUCUCUUCCGCGCUGCGUGCUCCGAACUCAGCUCCGAGGUCACAAACAACAGAAGGACUGCCGACGAACAAAUGCGCCAACAACGAACUCAAUUGCAACAUGAAGUCGACAUCCUCAGUCAGAGCAUGUCGCAAGACAUCAUGACGCUCAAGGAUGAUGUCAAGGGUAUGUUCAACGACCGGAGGAUGAAUGUGCGAGAGGAACAGAGGAACAUGGAGAGCGCUAUUCAAAAAAUCAAUCUCAAGAUCAGCGUUAUUCUAAACAGCGACUCAAGAUCCGAAAUCGAAGGGCUGCGCUGGGUGCUGAUCAGGCGGUCUGUUUUAGGAAUACUAUUCAUGGCAGUCCUAACCCUGACGACGAUUCGGUACACCACAUAUCUCAGCCACGAGAGACAGCGGGAAGCGAAAGAGAAGGCACAGCUAGAGGAAGAGCAGAAGAGGACCGGCGGCAGAGAAGAUCGUGCAGCGCCCAUAGAUGCGGCGGCGAUCCUGGCGGCGAAUUGAGUGAAGAAAAUAAAAAAUAAAAAUCGUGAUACCCUUGGAUAUAGACAGGCAAAGCGGUACAUAUAGAUAAAAACAAAGUUGCCACUAGUAGUAGCAACGCUUUGGGUCAAUAGAACACCUUUUUGAAUAUGUAAUGAUG
Xylaria bambusicola is the source of this 1554-nucleotide messenger RNA. RefSeq lists its product as uncharacterized. The transcript is spliced from 4 exons. Bases 213 to 1415 code for a protein of 400 amino acids. The record is from RefSeq and is a predicted model, not a curated record. Lineage: Eukaryota; Fungi; Ascomycota; Sordariomycetes; Xylariales; Xylariaceae. Gene Ontology annotation, cellular component: mitochondrion.